Fukomys damarensis (Damara mole-rat) is the source of this 3892-nucleotide messenger RNA. It is a transcript of the gene Chrna4, whose product is annotated as cholinergic receptor nicotinic alpha 4 subunit. The annotation marks the transcript as partial. The record is from RefSeq and is a predicted model, not a curated record. Gene Ontology annotation, cellular component: neuron projection; postsynaptic membrane; synapse. NCBI's taxonomy places the organism in Eukaryota, Metazoa, Chordata, Mammalia, Rodentia, Bathyergidae. Gene Ontology annotation, biological process: signal transduction; monoatomic ion transmembrane transport; chemical synaptic transmission. The transcript has 7 exons. Gene Ontology annotation, molecular function: transmembrane signaling receptor activity; acetylcholine-gated monoatomic cation-selective channel activity.
CUGCUCCUGGGGACCGGCCUCCUGCCGGUGAGCAGCCACGCGGAGACCCGGGCCCAUGCUGAGGAACGGCUCCUGAAGACCCUCUUCUCCGGCUACAACAAAUGGUCCCGGCCAGUGGCCAACAUCUCAGACGUGGUUCUCGUCCGCUUUGGCCUGUCCAUUGCCCAGCUCAUUGAUGUGGACGAGAAGAACCAGAUGAUGACGACGAAUGUGUGGGUGAAGCAGGAGUGGCAUGACUACAAGCUGCGCUGGGACCCCAGUGACUAUGAGAAUGUCACCUCUAUCCGCAUUCCCUCUGAGUUCAUCUGGCGGCCCGACAUCGUCCUGUAUAACAAUGCGGAUGGGGACUUCGCCGUCACCCACCUCACCAAGGCCCACCUGUUCCACGACGGGCGGGUGCAGUGGGCGCCCCCGGCCAUCUACAAGAGCUCCUGCAGUAUCGAUGUCACCUUCUUCCCCUUCGACCAGCAGAACUGCACCAUGAAGUUCGGCUCCUGGACCUACGACAAGGCCAAGAUCGACCUGGUGAGCAUGCACAGCCGUGUGGAUCAGCUGGACUUCUGGGAGAGUGGCGAGUGGGUCAUCGUGGACGCCGUGGGCACCUACAACACGCGGAAGUACGAGUGCUGCGCCGAGAUCUACCCCGACAUCACCUACGCCUUCGUCAUCCGGCGCCUGCCGCUCUUCUACACCAUCAACCUCAUCGUCCCGUGCCUGCUCAUCUCCUGCCUCACCGUGCUGGUCUUCUACCUGCCCUCCGACUGCGGCGAGAAGAUCACGCUGUGCAUCUCGGUGCUGCUGUCGCUCACCGUCUUCCUGCUGCUCAUCACCGAGAUCAUCCCGUCCACCUCGCUGGUCAUCCCGCUCAUCGGCGAGUACCUGCUCUUCACCAUGAUCUUCGUCACGCUGUCCAUCGUCAUCACGGUCUUCGUGCUGAACGUGCACCACCGCUCGCCGCACACACACACCAUGCCCGCCUGGGUGCGCAGGGUUUUCCUGGACAUCGUGCCACGCCUGCUCCUCAUGAAGCGGCCAUCUGUGGUCAAGGACAACUGCCGGCGGCUCAUCGAGUCCAUGCACAAGAUGGCCAGCACCCCACGCUUCUGGCCCGAGCCCGAGGGGGAGCCCAGUGUCCUGAGUGGCGCCCACAGUCGGGGCCCCUCUCCCACCCCAUCCUUCUGCGUCCCCGCAGAGGCACCUGUGGAGCCCCAGCCUUCCUGCAAGUCGCCCUCUGGCCAGGCGCCCACCCUGCAGCCCACCGGGUCUGAGAAGGCCAGCCCCUGCCCCUCACCCAAUGGCCCUGGGGCCCCGGGGCUCCCCAAAAUGAGGUCCCUGAGUGUCCAGCACAUGUCCAGUCCCCACAAAACAACGAAGGGCAGUGUCCGGUGCCGAUCUCGAAGUGUCCAGUACUGCAGCCCCCAGGACGGUGCUGCAUUCCUGGCUGAUGGCCAGGUGGCUGGCUCCCCAGCCUCGCUGAAGGCCCACUCUGCUGAGCUGCCCCCAGACCAGCCCUCUUCCUGCAAGUGCACAUGCAAGAAGGAGCCACCCCUGGUGUCCCCAGUCACUGUGCUCAAGGCCCACAGCACCAAAGUUCCACCCCGGCACCUGCCCCUGUCACCAGCCCUGACCCGGGCAGUGGAGGGCGUCCAGUACAUCGCCGAUCACUUGAAGGCAGAAGACUCAGAUUUCUCGGUAAAGGAGGACUGGAAGUACGUGGCCAUGGUCAUCGACCGCAUCUUCCUCUGGAUGUUCAUCAUUGUCUGCCUGCUGGGCACUGUGGGCCUGUUUCUGCCACCCUGGCUGGCUGGCAUGAUCUAAGGAUGGAGCUGGUGGCCUGGACACCUGCAGGAUGCAGCGGGGCUGCUUGUCCCUGCCCCCCAGCUCUGUGGGGCCAUGCCACUUGCCAUUUGUCCCGUCUUCAUGCCUGCUGUGAGACAGCCUUGGGAAAGGACACUGCCUCUGAGGGAGCUGGAGUUCCGGUGCUGCUUCUGCUCGUGCAGUGGCCAGGGAGGGGCAGCCGGCUGGAGGGGCUAGCACACUCACUUCGGCCACAACGCAGGGUCGUGGCAAAGCCCCAUUAAAGUUUCGCUGGAGCAGAUGAGUGUUGCUGUCUUCCUGUGGACAGCAUAUAUUGCCUGAACCUCGCAGAUGCCCCAGUGGCUGUCCUGUCACAGGGCAUGAGGCUUUAUCCCCUUUCUGCCCUUGUUUCCAUGGGGUCCAGCAGCUCAAGCACCCCAUCCAACCUCCCAGUGAGAGCAACCCCCACCCCCCAGUCUCACCACUUUGCUCCUUGGGCUGAAGGAGCCUAGAGUAGGUGCUGUGUGGACAGCCCUGCUCAGAGGGGCACAGAUGCAGGCAGGGCAGGCGUCCAGGGCCCUGGGGGUCUGUGGUGAGCGUUUCCCAGAGGCCCAGUGACUCCAGGCCCCUGAGGACACUGGUGUUUUGGGGUUUUCCCUGCCAGGAAGGCCCCAAACAGGGUCCGGGCCCUCUGGGCUCUUCUCUGACACCUUCACUGUUCAGAGCCCAGGAGUCCCUUGGGGUUUGGCCAGCUGCAGGCAGGAUUUCCUGUGGCUGUUGCUGUGGUUAGGCCAUGGGCAGAGGGGCAGAAGGAGCUGCUUUAUGGGUUGGGGACCCCUGGGGCUUCCAGACAGGCUGGGGCCCUCUGACUUGUCCUCCAGGGGCCUCAGACCAAGGAGGGGCCUUACCCCACCACCUGGCUUGUCCAGAGGUGUGAGGGCUGAGGUGGUGCCCCCACAAGGCAGCCCCAGGUGGCCCCUAGAGCCUGGUGGGCACUGAGUCAGCACCUGUUGCUCCUGCCUCUCAGACCCUGGCCUGGAGGCCAGGGUGGGAGGAGCCUUCCUGUGCAGUGGCCCAGCCCCUUCCCCACACUGACCGGAAUAGCCAAGGAGACCUUGCUUCCUUGGCUAUCUCCUCCCUGCACCUGGAGCUGAAGUCUUGCCUGGAGCUGGUGGUAUCUGGGAGAACUGGAGAGAAACUGCAUGAGUCUGGGGCUGAUGCACAUCACGCACUGGUCAAUGCAGCAGCCACCACCAGAGGUUGCUGGUCCCACCUGGCCAGCAAUGCCAGGAUGGGGGCCACCAAGGGCUAACGUCACCCGUACUCUCCCAUCUCCGAGCGCUGGGUUGCUGGCCACCCACAGGGUCCCUGUGGAGAGCAGGUCCUGAGUGUGAGGCCCAGGAGGUUCUCAUGCCCGCAGUGGGAGGCAGAGGCCUAAGUGCCAGGUCCUGGGGGUCCCCAGGCACUGAGGGCCCCUCCUGCUGAGCAGGGUCCGCACUGGUGCCAGCCCUCAGCAGAGUCCCCAGGAUAUCGCCAGAGACCCCGGCUAGGUAAGUUCACGCAGCUGGGGGCUGGGGCAGCCCCUGUGAGGAUGGAGGAUCCAGCUGCCAGAUGUGUGGGCAGCUGUGGAUCCCUGGACAGGGCCGCUGUGGAUGUUUUUUCUGGGUCAGGAGAAGUGAGUAGCCAGGAUACUCCUGCCGGGCAUUGCUCCUGCUGCCCAGACUCCGGAGAGGAAGUAAAGCAGCUGCAUCCCCACACCCAGCUUCCCACAUUUGCCUCCAGUGCUGACGUGUAAAACUGUGUGAUGCAAUGCCUUUGGGCCAGAGAGUUUAAGAAAGAGGACAGCCCUGACCCCGGCCUUCCAGGGCACGGGCGCCACUCCUCAGUACUCUUACACUCUCCUCAGCUCGACCCCUGAACCUGCACCACGGACACAGGAUGAUGGCUCUGUGGAACCUGUGGGUGUGACUUUUCUCGGUCUGGGGACGUCGAUGUCCUUCUGUGUCGUGUGCUUCUGUAGUUCAUUGCUGUGUUGUACUUUGGUUUUCAGUUGCUGCGCAGUGUUGUGUCUGAAUAAACUGGUCAGCGUGUGUUU